UUUGUGGUCCAAUAGUAUAGGCCCAUUGAAGGUGAUGUCCGGGCUCUCUUCACGAAGCAGCCCACUACUACUGCUACCUGAGUCCUGACUAUCCAAGACAGCAGCACCAACUAGUACUGGUACUACUACAUACAUUCCGUUCCCCCCAUCAAAAUCUGCCUUCGUCUUGCCUCAAAAUUUCCCCUUCCGAACUGCAAAAAGGCCACUUUUACUUGCAAUUCGAAGGGCGAGCCCAAUGAGCUUGUCGCUCCUCCAAGGUUAUUCUUCGGCAGAAGAAGAAGCACAAGAACAAGAACCCCACCAUGCUCAUCUCCAUUACCCUAACUCUUCCGACGACGAUGAUGAUGACGACGAAGACGAAGCUUCCGCCGCCCGUAACCAUUCGGUCCGCAGGAAGUCCUUCGUUGACCUCCCCCAACCCUCCUCUGUAUCCGGCCUUCCUUCCGCCCUCGAUGUAUUCUCCCAAGUUUCAGGACCGCCGGCAUUUCUGAACAAUAGCGUAGAGGAAUAUGGUUCCGCUAAAGAAGUGGAUCAGAAAGAAGUGAGGCGCGGCGGCCGCAGGAACCGCAAGGAGAAGAAAGACUUACCUACCGGUGCUGUGGUGGAGGCCAAAGCCCAACUAGUUGGAAUCCAUGAGCGAGUAAGAAGUGAUAUUGAGGGUAACCAACCUCCUGCAUCUUCAGCUUCAAGCACAAUGCAAGGAAGCAAGCGCAUGGCCACUGCAGCCAAUCCUAAUGCAGAGGAUGCUGCUGAGCUACUGAGGUGCUCAUCUUUGAAGACCAAAGAUGUCCAUGCAUGCACUCUGCACAAUGGUAUUCUAUCUUUAUCUGAGUGUGAAAUGUUUAUAUUUGUAGGAUGUGCUUGCAAUGUGGAAUUCCCAAGACUUACUCAAAUGCAAGAGGAAUGGUCUGCCCAGUUUGUGGCGAUCGCCCACCCGAUGAUGGUAGCAAUGAGCCCAAGAAGAAGGGGUCUGUCAUAAAAGACAAGGAGAAGAGUAAGAGGAUGAAAGGCCAAUCAUCUCAUGCCACAUGGAAAAGUGAAACAGAGAUGCAACUUCGCCAGCAGUUUGAUUAGCGGAUUUCAUUCUUUACAGAUUUCCUUGGCAUGGUCAAGCAUUUUUUAUGUUAUGAAGGUAGGUACACUCAUGUAAUCAAUGGUGUUCUACGGGCUAGCAGUUUGAUAGGCGAAGGUCAGGUCCAUCAGGGAAUGUGCAUGUACAAUAUAUCUCAGUUUUUGUUUUAGGAUGUCUCGUGCUUUUGCUUUCUUAGUUCCUUGUCUUUAUGCAUGUUCUCCCUAUUCUCGAAGUUUAAGGGAAGAUUACAUGGUCUUUCCUACCCGAGGAUGACGAAAUUCCAUCAUGCAUGACAAUUUGAAAGACUA
Molecule: messenger RNA, 1380 nt
Organism: Juglans microcarpa x Juglans regia
Lineage: Eukaryota; Viridiplantae; Streptophyta; Magnoliopsida; Fagales; Juglandaceae
Exons: 4
Coding region: 236-979 (247 amino acids)
Source: RefSeq, a predicted model, not a curated record